This is a messenger RNA of Myripristis murdjan (pinecone soldierfish), 2479 nucleotides long. RefSeq names its product DEAD (Asp-Glu-Ala-Asp) box polypeptide 52 (gene ddx52). Gene Ontology annotation, cellular component: cytosol. Gene Ontology annotation, molecular function: RNA helicase activity; ATP binding; nucleic acid binding. NCBI's taxonomy places the organism in Eukaryota, Metazoa, Chordata, Actinopteri, Holocentriformes, Holocentridae. Gene Ontology annotation, biological process: maturation of SSU-rRNA. Bases 70 to 2139 code for a protein of 689 amino acids. The record is from RefSeq and is a predicted model, not a curated record. The transcript is spliced from 15 exons.
GCGGCUGCUGCAGUGGGUUAAUGAUGCGGAGGUCGAUUAGCGCCGCCUGGCUCCACCACGCUGGGAGCAAUGGACGCCUUCGACUUGUUUCGGAAGCUCGGAGCAGGAGCAAAGUUUGAUUUGAAGAGGUUUGGCCAGGAUGCCCAGCGCUUUAAGGUAGUGAGAGCCAGAGGAAACGCGGCGUUCACGGACCGUCUAUCUGGCAUCGAUUAUUUCGGCACCGGGGCAGCCAAUGAAGACCAGAGCGGCUGUGGGCUGGAGGAGAGGCAGGAUGAAGAGGAAGAGGAGGAUGAGGUGGACAGUGACAGCGGGGAAAGUGAAGUGGGAAGCAAAAGGAAACGAAAGCUGGAGGAGAGAGCCUUAAGAAUGAAGAAGAAGAAGACGACGACGGAGGAGAGAGGAGGAGGAGGCCAGGUGGAGACAGAGGGAGCUGCUGCUGCUGGGCCACAGAAGGAGACAGGAGGAGAUGGAAUCAGCUGGACCUCCUCUCUGGACAGAAAGAUCCAGAACCUGCCACAGGAAGGGAAGGAAAGAAGCUCACAGAAGAGGCUGAAGCAUCUUCAUCAGGAGAAGGUGAACCGCAUUCGCGCAAAGAACCGCAUCAACGUGCACGGCUGCGACGUGCCGGACCCCGUGUGCACGUUUGACGAGCUGCAGGCUGAUUACGGCCUUCACCCGCGGCUCCUGCACAACCUGAGAGACGCAGGACUGAACUCGCCAACAGCCAUACAGAUGCAGGCCAUACCACUGAUGAUGCAUGGCCGCGAGCUGCUGGCCUGCGCUCCCACAGGAUCAGGGAAGACUCUGGCCUUCUGUCUCCCACUGCUGGCUCACCUGAAACAGCCGGCCAACCGGGGCUUCAGAGCUGUGAUCAUCUCUCCAACCAGAGAGCUGGCCAGCCAGACCUACAGGGAGCUGCUUCGUCUCUCGGAGGGACUCGGAUUCAGAGUUCACAUCAUUGACAAGGCCUCCCUUGCAGCAAAGAAAUACGGACCUCAGUCAAACAAAAAAUAUGAUAUUCUCGUCAGCACUCCAAACAGGUUGAUCUUCCUCCUCCAGCAGGAUCCUCCAGCGCUCGACCUCAGCACUGUGGAGUGGCUGGUUGUCGAUGAGUCUGAUAAACUGUUCGAGGACGGUAAGACCGGCUUCAGGGAGCAGCUGGCCACGGUGUUCCUGGCCUGCUCCAACCCCAAGGUGCGCCGAGCUUUCUACAGCGCCACCUGCACGGCAGACGUGGAGCAGUGGUGCCGCCUGAACCUUGACAACCUCGUGUCUGUCAACAUUGGACACAGGAACACAGCAGUGGACACCGUGGAACAGGAGCUGCUGUUUGUCGGGACGGAGAACGGCAAGCUCCUGGCCAUGAGGGACAUCAUCAAAAAAGGCUUCCUGCCUCCCAUGUUGGUGUUUGUGCAGUCGAUAGAUCGAGCACGGGAACUUUUCCACGAGUUGGUGUACGAGGGCAUCAAUGUCGAUGUCAUCCAUGCAGACCGCACACAACAGCAGAGGGAAAACGUAGUGAACAGUUUCCGCUCCGGAAAGAUUUGGGUGUUGAUCUGCACAGCUCUGCUGGCCAGAGGAAUCGACUUCAAAGGAGUCAACCUCGUGCUGAACUACGACUUCCCCACCAGCGCUGUGGAGUACAUCCACCGGAUCGGACGUACAGGCAGAGCCGGACAUCAGGGGAAAGCGGUCACUUUCUUCACCGAGAAUGACAAACCACUGCUGCGCAGCAUCGCUAAUGUAAUAAAGCAAGCUGGCUGUCCUGUGCCUGACUACAUGGUGGGCUUCAAGAAGAUACACAGCAAGGUGAAGCGGCAGCUCCAGAAGAAACCUCCCAAGAGGAGCACCAUCUGCACAACUCCUCACUUCUUAAUGAAGAAAAGAGGCAAACAGCCCCAGCAAGGGAAGAAAGGACGAGAGGAAGAAGCGCAGAAAGGAGAAAAUGGACCUAAAAAAACUGCAGGGGUGAAGAAAGGGGGGAAGAAGAAAAAUGAACAGGGGGUGAAGAAAAGGAAAAUACAGAAAGAAGGAGGGACAGAAAAGCACAAGAAGAUAGAGAAGAAGAUGAAAUCCAAUCCCUCUGAAGCCAAGUCAAAAAAGAAAAAGGUGAAGAUAAACAAGCCGGCAGGAAAAUAAGGGACUGGACAAACUGUCUGACAGACGGAUCAAAUGCAUAUGCAGACAUUUCUGAUAUAUUAGUUGUUUUAUAUCGCUAAUUUCCACAUUUGUGACAUACACUAUUUCUGGCAAAAUAAAAUAAACUGUUUUCUAGUUAAAUAUGUUUUCUCUUUGUUGUCACAUUUGUUAACCUGUAACUUUGAUGGAAUGUACAACAGGCUGUGUGUAAGAGGACAAAUGUUUCAAAAAAGAUGUUUCAAAAGGCUGUCGUAAAUGGUAAUGUUUUUGUUGAACUUCAAGAUUUCAGGGAAUAUUUAAGAUAAAUAAAAAUGAAUAUGACAAUACCCACAAAAUUGGG